Serpula lacrymans var. lacrymans S7.9 is the source of this 1309-nucleotide messenger RNA. RefSeq lists its product as uncharacterized. Gene Ontology annotation, molecular function: ATP binding; protein serine/threonine kinase activity. Lineage: Eukaryota; Fungi; Basidiomycota; Agaricomycetes; Boletales; Serpulaceae. The transcript has 8 exons. Gene Ontology annotation, cellular component: nucleus; cytosol; protein kinase CK2 complex. The record is from RefSeq and is a predicted model, not a curated record. The coding region runs from base 113 to 1144 and encodes 343 amino acids. Gene Ontology annotation, biological process: regulation of transcription by RNA polymerase III; protein phosphorylation; regulation of transcription by RNA polymerase I.
GAGAGGCUGUCCAUCCCCAUCAUGCUCCUUGUUAGCGUAAAUGUCCCAGGUAUACCGCUUUAAAAUCACCAUCCCUUAGCGCUGGUUUCUGUCGACAUCCCCAAGGCAGACCAUGGCUCGAGUCUAUGCAGGCGUAAAUGAUCAGUUAGGAAGUUCUUGGUAUGACUACAACAGUUUUCGCAUUGAAUGGAGCCCUCCAGAGCGCUAUGAAAUUGUUCGUCGCAUUGGAGGAGGAAAAUACUCCGAGGUUUUCCAGGGAGUUGAUAUGGUGAAUUUGGAGACGUGUGUUAUCAAAGUUUUGAAGCCAGUCGCUGCUAAAAAGAUUAAACGGGAGGUCAAGAUUCUUCGCAAUCUGACUGGCGGCCCCAAUGUCGUCGCUCUCCUCGACGUCGUUCGUGAUGCUUCCUCCAAGUUCCACAGUCUAAUCAUGGAACAUGUGAACAACACCGAGUGGAAACUUUUGUAUCCCAUCCUUACCGACACAGAUAUCAAAUACUAUACUUUCCAGCUGCUUAAGGCACUUGAUUUUGUUCAUUCACGGGGAAUCAUGCAUCGAGACGUAAAACCCGGAAACGUCAUGAUUGACCAUCAACAUAGAAAACUCAGGUUGAUCGAUUGGGGGCUGGCCGAGUUUUAUCACUCUGGAACAGCAUACCAUAUUCGCGUGGGCUCGCGGUAUUACAAAGCACCCGAAUUGCUGGUGGGAUACAAACAAUACGAUUAUAGUCUUGAUUUGUGGAGCGUUGGGUGCAUGUUUGCAUCGAUGAUUUUUCGCAAGGAACAUUUCUUUCGCGGUUCCGACAACGAUGACCAACUGCUGAAGAUUAUGAAGGUCCUAGGCACGGACUGUUUUGACGCUUAUCUGCGCACCUACAACAUAGAUUUCGAGUCAGAGAUAGAAAGUCUUCUCCAAGUUUAUCCAAAACAACCAUGGUCACGUUUCACGACGACGGAAAACCAACAAUUUAUUUCGACGGAGGCGUUAGAUUUACUUGAUAAAUUACUUCGUUAUGACCAUCAGAAGAGGCCAACGGCGCGGGAAGCCCAAGGCCAUACUUAUUUCAAUCUCGUUAGACUUGAGGCAACUUCGACCAAAGGGGAUUCGGGGGGGUAUAUGAGUGAUUCUGGGUUCUGUUCGAUGUAAUAUUAGGGUGAGGAGUUGGUGCGGAGUGCUAUUCGGCAGAUAGAAUCAGUGUUUUGCUAGGUUCAUUGUAGAUAUUUCUUGGGUGCCUUGGUGCUUUCUUUAUCUUUACUACAGGACUUCUUGUUGUACAAAGUUUCAGCGAACUUGUAUUUGUUUUUGGCCAAA